This is a messenger RNA of Cylindrotheca closterium, 717 nucleotides long. The record is from the annotation of a GenBank genome assembly. Lineage: Eukaryota; Bacillariophyta; Bacillariophyceae; Bacillariales; Bacillariaceae.
AUGGCCUCAGCCAGCCAAGUUCCAACGUUAUCCUCUUCAUCUAAUAGGAAUCUAUACGAUGUAUUAAGGUCAAUAUCAUCGAACUCGUUGAAACGAGCACGCACUGCUGAAGACAGCUCUGAGGAAGUGGAGGAUCCUGAAGACGAUGACAAUGAUGAUGAUGAUGAUGCUAUUACAAUGCUGAUGGAACCUACCGUUCCAUCCUCUUCUGAUACUGCUGCUCAAGAUCGUGAAGAUCGUGAAGAUCGAUUCGUCAAAUUGGCUUCUACUGUCCUAUACACCGAUGCGUCAUGCCGCAAAAAAAUCAAACGAAAGCGAGACACUAAAAAAGAUGAUACAUCUGCAUCAACAACCAACACAACAACAACAACAACAACAACAACAACAACAACAACAACAACAACAACAUCUGCACCAAUAGAUUCCGACAAAACUGCAGUGAAGAAAGAGAAAAAGCAUGUCACUAAUCCAUUGAACAUUAUGGAUCAUCAUAUCGAAUCGGAUUUGGACCGCUACGAGGCACUCCUCCAAGCAGAAGACGAGCAAAUCCAGCAUUUGCAGGCCACCCGCAAGCGGAUUCGACAAGAGCAGGUGGACGUCUGGGCUAUCUAUAAAUAUGGUCUUACCAAGAUUAAGAAUUUGAGUGAUCUAAGCAAGGCGCCAGAUGCAAUCAUGCCUGGGAACCUUGGUGGCCAGUCAGUCAAUGUGACGAAAUAG